This is a messenger RNA of Coregonus clupeaformis (lake whitefish), 2723 nucleotides long. RefSeq names its product potassium channel, subfamily K, member 1b (gene kcnk1b). Gene Ontology annotation, molecular function: potassium ion leak channel activity. Bases 262 to 1284 code for a protein of 340 amino acids. NCBI's taxonomy places the organism in Eukaryota, Metazoa, Chordata, Actinopteri, Salmoniformes, Salmonidae. The transcript is spliced from 3 exons. The record is from RefSeq and is a predicted model, not a curated record. Gene Ontology annotation, biological process: potassium ion transmembrane transport; stabilization of membrane potential. Gene Ontology annotation, cellular component: membrane.
UUGGGCACCAGGCGUGUCCAUAUAGCCUCUCCAAACAGAUAGAGAGAAGGGACGGAAAAUAAACGAUUCUCAUCAUACGCUUUGCUUUUGAUCGUAGUAUAUCCAUAGCUGUUGCUAAGGACCGCGCAUGUGUUAACUAGAAAUAAGCUAGAAUACAUUGUAGCCGACGUUGUUACAAUUGUAGCGUCUAGGCUAUUCAUUGUUUAUGACAAGGAUAUCAACUGUAGCCUAUCAACUUCAUGAUUCAAGAACUCUUGGAAAAUGCUACAAUCGCUAACUAACAAUUCGUGUGUGCGGUUGAUAGAAAGUCACAAAUCGACAUGGUAUUUUUUGUUUCUAGUCUUGGGCUAUAUUCUGUAUCUUAUAUUCGGAGCUGUUGUCUUUUCCUCUGUGGAACUGCCUUACGAAGACCUUCUACGCCAGGAACUCCGAACCAUCAAAAAACAAUUCCUCCAAGAUAACGAAUGUCUAUCGGAAGAACGCCUCGAGGAGUUUUUGGAGAAAGCGCUCGAGGCCAGUAACUAUGGAGUGUCCAUUCUCAACAACGCAUCGGCAAAUUGGAAUUGGGACUUCACCUCCUCGCUGUUUUUCGCCAGUACUGUAUUGUCUACCACAGGAUAUGGCCACACUGCUCCACUCUCCGAUGGAGGCAAAGCCUUCUGUAUCGUUUACUCUGUGAUCGGCAUCCCCUUCACCCUCCUCUUCCUCACCGCCGUGGUCCAACGCAUCAUGGUCUUCAGCACGCGCCGCCCAGUCAUGUACGUGUCGACCCGCUGGGGCCUGUCCAAGCCUGUCGUAGCCGUGGUCCACGCCACACUCCUCGCCAUCCUGGCUGCUUCCUGUUUCUUUCUCAUCCCGGCGGCCAUCUUCUCCUCCCUAGAGGAGAACUGGAACUUCCUGGAAAGCAUCUACUUCUGUUUUAUAUCACUAAGUACCAUUGGACUGGGAGAUUACGUACCAGGGGAGUCCUUCAACCAGAGGUUCAGACAGCUCUAUAAAGUCGGAAUCACUGUCUACCUCCUCCUGGGCCUGGUCGUGAUGCUGGUUGUCUUGGAGACCUUCUGUGAGCUGCAGCAGCUGAAGACACUGAGGAAGAUGUUCUAUCUGAAGAAGGAGAAACCACAGGACCGCCUGGCAAUACUAGAGCACGACCAUCUGUCCUUCACCUCCGUGUCCCACCAGACCAACUCCACCUCGCUCAGGGAGGACAAGACCAAGGAUGUACCCUUCGUUAGUGUCCCUGUGCUGGCCUCGCCUGGCGGGGAUGACCCCAUGAUCAACUAGGGAGGAGGAGGGGGGGGGAAACUAUGGUUGCAUCCCAAUUCUCUAUCCUUCUUCUGAAGUGUGCACUUGCACACUGCCUAUCAUGAAUUCUCUAGGCGAAACGCUCUAACGUUAGCUGAAACUCUCCCCAGUCGAUGCUUACACCAAUUCAAUGCUUUUCAAUGAGAAGGGUAGAGAAUCGGUAUGCAACCUAUGAAGGAGGGAGGGGGGUAUUUGUGAGUACAUUAUAGCUUCAGCAUAAGGAUGCAUUUUAAAAACCAAAAGCUCAACUUCAAACCAUUGUUAGUAAUGUUGAGAUUGAACAAUUGUAUUUUAGCCCUUUAUCAUCCAUGAGAAACUUAACUAUCACUCUCUUAAUGAUGCAAAACAAUGAGCAUAUUGUGCUAUACCGCACCAACAAGAUCUGUGUUCACUGACAUAGGAAAAACUUAACCAGCGUACAUAUCAGCUAUAUUAACUUAACGAUAAGGGAAAUACCUGCUAUACCUUCGUUCAUUGUCAGAAUCCUCGCUCAGAACAGCCAUGCUAUCUAUCAGCUGUUCUCAUGGAUGGACUAACAUUUUAAGCAAACACUGUAUCUAUAAUGCAUUAUGAACUUGCUCAGAGUGAGUUAUAAGGCAGUCAUAAUACAUAUAAGUACAGUUAUAAACAGAUAGAUUAUGGGCUUCAUAGAACAGACUUGACAAUAGCACAUUAGGGAAUAUUUAAUAGGACAUCCACCUGGGGAAAUGUAACUGUAUCACAUUGUGCCGUUAUAUGUGUCUGUAUACAUAGUACUUGACGUAGUUCUAAGGUAUAUUUUACAGGAGUUAAAUGGAACGCAUGUAUUCAGGUUAACUGUAUCAGGUAUACAACAGUAGCACAUUUCAUCGUUGUAAAUGCCAUGAAUAUUAAUUACAGUAAGACAUUUGUUUGAUGCUAGUUUAGGUAGUUAAAUGUUUAAUGUCUCGUGCUGUACUGUGUGUAUUUAUCAUGUUGAUUUGUCUAAAAGAAAGGGAUUUACUGUGCCUAAUAUGUGGUUUAGUGUAUGUUAAAGGGCGGUUAUAAAAUAUGUUUUUUUAAGGGGAACAAGAGAGAGGCAGAGCCCAAGCAGUGUACACUGCUAGAAUAAAUGCUGCUGUAUAGAACUAAAAAAGGUUAAGUUGCUCACCUCAUAAUAUAAUAAUAUGGCCCUCAACGAUUAUAUAUAGAACCACAAAGCACCUUUAUUUUUUUUGCAGUGUGUUUUCAUCAAUUAUUUGACCACAGCAGGUUACUGUACACCUUAUAUGAAACCACUCCGAAAUGGGAAAUGACUGAGUUGAACAUUUUGUACCAAAAAUGAUCGGUUCUGGAAAGUACGAAAGUAAUUUCCUGUACCUCAGAUUUAAAGCUGCAAUAUGUAACUUUUUUGGGCAACCAGACCAAAUUCACAUAGAAUUAAGAGUUAUAGUUCUGUC